Messenger RNA from Clonostachys byssicola, 2961 nucleotides. The record is from the annotation of a GenBank genome assembly. Lineage: Eukaryota; Fungi; Ascomycota; Sordariomycetes; Hypocreales; Bionectriaceae.
AUGGCUUCGUUCGGCCAGCAGGCGGCUCCUCGAGGGCCGUCACGACACCCUCCCCAUGGCGGGUACGCCCCCCCUCAGAUGGCCGCUGCCGCUGCUGGUGCGCCCGCGGGCACCUUCGCCUCCGGGACCAAGAUCCAGGUCGGCGGCCACCGAGUAGUCAUACAGAAAUACCUCUCAGAGGGCGGCUUCGCGCACGUGUACCUCGUCAAGAUGCCGCAGCCCGUCGACGGCACCGACCUCGCCGUCCUCAAGCGAGUCGCCGUGCCCGAUAAGGAGGCCCUGCGGGGCAUGCGCACCGAGGUCGAGACGAUGAAGAGGCUAAAGGGCCACCGCAUGAUCGUCACGUACAUCGACUCGCACGCCUCCGAGCUCAAGGGGGGCGGCUACGAGGUGUUCCUCCUCAUGGAGUACUGCAGCGGCGGCGGCCUGAUCGACUUCAUGAACACCCGCCUCCAGCACCGCCUGACUGAGCCCGAGAUCCUCAACAUCUUCUGCGACAUCGCCGAGGGGGUCGCCUGCAUGCACUACCUGAAGCCUCCUCUGCUGCACCGGGACCUGAAGAUCGAGAACGUCCUCAUCACCAGCAAGGGGUCGGCCAAGCGUUUCAAGCUGUGUGAUUUCGGGUCCGCCUCACCGCCCAAGCCAGCGCCGACGACCGUGGCCGAGUGUCGAUUGAUGGACGAGGAUGUCCAGAAGCACACCACCCUCCAAUAUCGGAGUCCUGAGAUGGUUGACGUCUACCGGAAGCAGCCUAUGGACGAGAAGUCUGACAUCUGGGCGCUCGGUGUCUUCCUUUAUAAGCUUUGCUACUAUACCACGCCCUUUGAGGACCAGGGACAAUUAGCCAUCCUGAACGCUACGUCGAUGUUGAGAGAACAAAUGCAGUCACGACCGAAUAUAUACCAAAUCCUGAAGGAGGCAUGCGAGAUGCAGGGCCGCAAAGUGCCUAUCCACGAUAUUUACUCAGGGCGAUCCCAUUCCGAAACCCGAAAGCUGGAGAAGCCUUUACCCAAAGAACCAACGUCGUCAGGAUCACCUGCUGUUGGUGCUGUCUGGUCACCACCGGUCGAAGAAAAGCCAAAACUGCCCGAUAUUACUCCCAUGAGAAGAGGACGGCCUGCGGCAUCCCCUGCUCCAGGGCCAAAGCCAAACGCUCCCCGUGCUGGUGGAGGUGAUCCUUUUGCUGCUCUGGAUUCGACAGCAGCUGUACCAGCCGGUGCACCUGGCGCGUCCUCGCCUGAUAAUUUCUCGUCAAGGUUCCCUUCCCUCGACCAGUUUUCUUUACUUCAUGACCAGGGAUCCAAGUUCGAUUUUGGUGACGACCCCAACUCUCCUCAGACACAGGCACCUGCUGUGGGAGAAGCGAACAACAAGAUUACGGAGCGCUUGGCAGAUGAAGUGUUUGCAUCCAACAAACCUAGUCCCCCGACACCCAAGGUCAUUUCUAGGCCUGCUUCUGCCAGUCCGGCCCAACCCAGCCCCAGACCUGCUCCGCAACAGCUGGAGUCGUCGAAACCGAGAGUCCCUGUUCAACCCAGGCCUGAAAUCAGUCGGGCUCAGUCCAUUAUUAGCAGCAACCCGGAGUUACAGGCCAUAUCUACUUCAUCUGCCAAUUAUGUAUCCACCGGCACUUCGACUGAUGACCUGCCUUUUGAUCCUCAGGCUAGGCUUCCAUAUAGAUCAGCACCGAUUCAGACUGAGCAGCCUCGCCGCUCAUUGAGUCGUUCUAGGCAACCUGAUCUGGCAGCCGAGCAAGCUCACCCAGGUGAUGUUCGUACGAGUUCAAACUCUCGAUUGACAUCCAACUUUUCUUCACAUAUCCGAAAUCCUUCACAGUCUCGGCAGGUGUUGGAAAGUAGCCAACCUCCCUCGGAUAUUGAGGUAGCCCCACGCAAGAACAGUCUCCAUGUCAGCCGCUCUCGUCCACAGAGCGUGAAUUACGAAUCCAGCACUACCAUUGACUAUCUACGCGAGAGAGAGUCGAUGCCUCGCGCUCAAAACCGCCUGGCGCAGCCUUCUCCUAGAGGCUCGCCAAGGAUUCCGUCUCCAAAUAUGAUUUCCACGGAAGAUGAGCCGAGAGCCGAGAAAAAUGACCUGGAUUUUCUCAGGAGCAUGGAAGAUUCCGAAACCAAGACCUCAAACAAGCGUUCCAGCCUGUCAUCACUCUCUGGAUCCAAGCAGAUGCUUGCAAGCCGGUUCGGCGAGGCCUUCAAACGAUUCGAAACAACUCCAACACCCCCUCCUCCUGCUGGAAGACGAGACUUGACACCGAUUGCUGGAUCUGAGGCUACGGAUGGUCGAAGUGAUGAUGGAAAGUUUGACGACGAUUACGAGUCGAUGACUCCGGAAGCGCGGCGGGAAAUGGAGAGACGAAAACUCGAGGAGGAGGAGCAGAGGGUCGAAGCUGCCCAGGCUGAGUACCGCAGACGCGUAGCAGAAGGUGGCUCUGCAUCGGAGUCCGCAGCACUUCCCAGAAGCAUCGGAGGAGUUCCACGUGCGAAGAGCAUUCAGAACCGAGUGCAGAAUCUUCUCAAUGAAGACCAGCGUACAUCCACCACCGUGCAUAAGACUGCAGAAGGCUAUGGCAAGUACUCGGAUGCGGCUACUGCAGCGAGCAAGGUCGAGAGGCAGCCGCCCGAGAUCCCGCGGAAGCCCGUGGUGCCCUCCAAACCCACGGGGAGAGGCCCAGCUUCCCCGGUUAUCCCCACGACGCCAAAACCACAACUGAAGCCAGUGGCUCCCAAGAAGCCGGGCCACUUGAAUAGUAUUCCAACUGGAAAUCGGCCUCCUUCUCCCCCAAAGAGGAGUCAAACGGCGGGUUCAGAACAGCUCAUUGCCUUUGACCUGCCUGGCCAGCCAGCGCUAGAGAUGUCAGGCGACGACAAGGACAAUUAUAUUCGAGACUUCUCCCAGAGAUUUCCCAGCCUAAGUGCCAUGGAAGGUGCUGGGCCUAGACAGUGA